Molecule: messenger RNA, 2029 nt
Organism: Eufriesea mexicana
Lineage: Eukaryota; Metazoa; Arthropoda; Insecta; Hymenoptera; Apidae
Exons: 6
Coding region: 207-977 (256 amino acids)
Source: RefSeq, a predicted model, not a curated record
UCAGGAUUGGAGAUCAACCUUUUCUAAUCAACUUUAAUUGCUCUUUUGUUACGAUUUUUAUUACAAUAUGAAAACGAUUGGUCAUACUAGUUUUAUCAACAAAAAUGAAUAGAAAAAGCAUAAUUUGAAUAAAAUGAAGACUGCAAAUAAGUGAGAAAAAUUUCCUGUUCGUCCUAGAUGGACAAUUUUGAUUAAAGUCUAGGAAAAUGUUAGCAAAUUGUACUUUAAAAGAUACCGGCCCUGUACCAGCGUAUGGUACAACGAGAUACAACGGCGCGAUUAAUUUAAAAGAAAAUAUUAAUCAGUACUAUAUCAAUGCACCACGUAAAAUAUUCUUUGGAUUUUCGUCACCAUGCACGAAGAUAGAUAAACGGUCGAAGGAUUUGGAAAAUAAAAGGACAAGAGAGAAGGAAGACAAUGUAUGCAAAAAUGUCACAAAAUCCAGUGUUCUAUCAGUUUGUGGACCCAUGAGCAGAGAAAGCAGUCAUUGUACAUGUCAAGAUGAAAAGUCAUGUAUCUGCUUGGAAAAUGGACAAAAAGAAUCGAAGACGUCGAGCGAAAACUCUUUAUGUUAUACGGAUUGGAAAGAAAUUUAUAAGUUAACGGAUACUUCUGACACGAAGUUAACAAAUUCAUGCGAGAGAUUGCUUAAUUGCAUACAAAAUGGCGGAGACACGAAUACCUAUCUCAAUCUGUUUGAACCUCAUCCACGGAAAGAACGACAAAUAAAAGGAAAAGAUUUGCCACCGUCAGGAUACAAUGUGACUUUAAUUCUUCCUCAAUGUGUCUGCUUACAAAAUUAUCAAAAAGAUAAACAAAUUCCAAACAUUGCAAGCGACGAAACUAUUCGUGAUGAAAUAUGUGAAACUAUAAGCGAGUUAUGUAUGCCUAACAUCCCGGAGCUUUCAUGGGAUAUAAUGCAAUCUGGAAUAGUCGAAAAAAUACCAGAAAAAUAUACAAGAAAUAUUUUUGAGUAAAAUAUCAUUUUACUAUAGAAUGAAACAUUUUUACGAUGCUUUAUACGAGACACAUAAUAUUGCGUAUUUUUUAUGAAAAUUAAUUUAUGUUUCAAACUGCAGGAGCGAAAACGACGAUUCGGUUUCUCUUCGGACCGAACGAAUCUUCCCCACUGGGCGUGGUUGGUAAUCCAAAGGUGGUGACUAACUGUUAACUAUCAGUAGUCAGUGUGUUGAUUGAUUUUCAAAUACAUCGUUGGACUGAUCUUCGUCUUCAUAAUCUCUAAUUUCUAUUUUACCAUUUUUGUUGUUUUUUCCAUUCAUUUCAUAUUCUUUUUCUUAAUUAUUUCGUAUUAAUUUCUAGUUUGUUUGUUUUCUCUUGCGAUUCAUUUUAGUUUGAUAUUUCAUCGUUGGACAUUGGUAGACAUCGUGGAAUGCACGCGCCUUAGCUUUAACUUGUUAUAAGAUAGAUCCUAUGUUUAUUAUGAGCGCUUUCUGUCCAAAGAUACGAAUCUAACAUAGAGCGAAAAUUUUUUCCCUUAUAUCCUUCCGCUUAUUAGAUAGAACGUAACUGUUUUCAUGAUCGAUCGAAAGAAUCGUAGGUAAUUCUCCCAGAUCGAGUUCAGGACUCGAGUCGAGUUACUGUCUUCCUGGAUCACGCAUCAGUUCGUUGGGACGUCUUUUUGGUGUAUCAGUGCGAGGGUCUGUCGGCCCUGGUCGUCCUGUGCACCUGUUCACGUACACGACCAGGAUACAGACCCUGUAAUCUGUGACUCAUGACGUGGCUACGGUCAGACCUCAUGGGAUGAUUCCUUAAUUGGUUUCUCCCCCAUGCGACAGGGGUACGGAGUGUUCGUCCGGCUAUUAGGCCUCCCUAGGCCCUCGAGUUUUACCCCUGAGAGUAUCAUCAGUUCGCUGGCCACCUUCGUUCUAGAAUAUUUCGUAUUCAGGUUGUCAGGGAGUCAACUUAUGUCGAGGAAGUUUAACUCGUUAGUUUCGACUGUGUAUCGCGAAUUUCAUAUCAAUUUUUAUUUGUUCACUUUUUCUAUAUUUUUCUUCAAUUCCAAUUUAUA